Messenger RNA from Poecilia reticulata (guppy), 2702 nucleotides. RefSeq names its product C-C chemokine receptor type 1-like. Gene Ontology annotation, cellular component: membrane; external side of plasma membrane. Gene Ontology annotation, molecular function: C-C chemokine binding; C-C chemokine receptor activity. The record is from RefSeq and is a predicted model, not a curated record. Gene Ontology annotation, biological process: cell chemotaxis; G protein-coupled receptor signaling pathway; calcium-mediated signaling. Lineage: Eukaryota; Metazoa; Chordata; Actinopteri; Cyprinodontiformes; Poeciliidae.
UUCAGCAAACUCUGUAUCUUUCCUGUGAUAGACUCCAGCAUCUACGAGGGUGUGAUGAAUGCAGGAUUGAGGAAUGUUUCUACCAGACGAAUGGUAAACUUCAAAAUCCCUUCCAUUCCUGACUCAGGGAUCAGUAGAAGCAACAGAACUACAGAGGAAGGACAGGAACAUGAGGACUGAUAAGGACUGAAAACUGAGCGAAAACUCAUAUUUAUGCAAUAUGCUUAAAGUGCAGAAAAUAAAUUUACAUGAAGAUGGAACACACAACAUUCCCCAGUUAUGACUAUUCGGAUUUGUCCAGCGAACCAAAAGAACCAUGCAACCACGACAGUUCUAACCUCUUGGGAGCUCACAUAUCUGUCCUCUACUACUUCCUGUUUGCCUUCAGUCUCCUCGGCAACGGCCUGGUCCUAAUUAUCAUCUAUCGGUUUGAGAGGCUGACCACUGUGACCAACAUCAUUCUGCUGAACCUGGUGGCGUCCUCCCUGAUCUUCAUGAGCAGCCUUCCCUUUGUGGCCGCCUACAUGCAGAUCUCUGAAUGGAUUUUUGGCUCAGCUAUGUGCAAGAUCGUCUUCAGUGCCUACUACAUGGGCUUCUACAGCUCAGUUUUCUUUUUAACUCUGCUGACGUUUGACCGACACCUGGCUGUUGUGUAUUCGCUGACCGCUGCUCCUGUGAGGAAUCAACGUUAUGCAGUCAUUUCCUGUGUGUUGGUGUGGCUGGUGAGCGGUUUGGCUUGCAUCAGGCCGAUGCUCAUCAUGAACACAUUUAGACACUUUAACCAAAAGAUAUACUGUGAAGAGUAUCCCAGUACCCUCCCAAAAAUAGAUGUAAAGAAGCUGAUAACUGCUGGAUUUUAUAUUCAGCUUUUUGUUUUCCUCAUCCUCCCUCUGGCUGUUAUUAUCUACUGUUACGUCAGGAUCACAAUCACAGUCAUAUCAUCCAAAAUAGCUACGAAAUUCAAGACAGUCAGACUGAUCUUCGUCAUCGUACUGAUGUUUUUUAUCUGCUGGACUCCUUUCAACAUAGUAGAGCUCCUCCAUGGUAAACUCACAACCUGUGAGGGUAAACAGAGACUCAGUUACGCUCUUCUGGUCACCCGCAACAUGGCGUACUUUUACUUCUGCAUCAGUCCAAUCUUUUACACAUUCGUAGGGAGAAAAUUCCAGAACUACUUCAGACAUCUUGUGGUUAGUCGUUUCCCAAGCUUGAAGAAGUACAUUUCUGUUGCUGAUAUCAGCAGACAUAACACGUCUACUAAAAUGACAGGGACUGAGGUCAGCGACGGGAGGGGAAGAUGUAGCUUACUAAGACAUCAGACAGAUAAUAUGAAAAAUCAACAUGGGAAUGUAUAAGAAAAGCAUUUGUUAGAUGAAAGUCUAUGAGUGAUAAGAAAAAAAAUGUUUACUAACCUUGGCUGGAAUAAUAUAGUUUUGGUUUGAAUUUGCAAUUCUAGACCUUCUGUAGAUUUUCAUUCAUAACUUCUGGAAAAAUAAAUGAUAAUUCAAAAUGGUUCUAAACAUGCAGCAAUCAGUAAAGAAAUUUAAAGUUAUGUAAUGUGUAAAAUGCCCUUACAAAAUACUAGUUGGCCCAUUUUCCUUAUGCUGCUUAUGUAAAACGCAGCCAACUGUGCGUGAGAGCUUACGACAACUGGAUUGGCCAACCUGCAACAAACAAAAUAUUCAGAGGUUGCUAAACAUUUUGUAGUUAUAGCCUAAAUUCGUCAGAAGAUUCUAGUUUCAGCAUAACCAUCCAAGAAGCCAUCUCAAGAAGAGUUUCACAAGAAGGAAUGUAAAGUUUGUUUUUAUGCCUUUCCCUCUGAGAGAUUUGACUUUCAGUUGAUUUGUUUAGGAUAAAUUCCACAUUACAAGUUGUAGCCUGUUUACAUUCUCUGCUUAUUAAGGCAACUUGCCAAUCAUUGAGGAACAACUGCUGACCAACACAAACUGUACUCUACGUAGUCUGGAAAAAACAUGUUCCAUGUUCAUUUUUGGUGCGUUCGUUGCAGUUCUACUCCAAACAGUAGGCGUCACCACUGACACAGCACAGGGAUUCAUUCACAAAUCAAAAUGUCGCCAUUCACCGGAACAAACUGAUGACAACCUUUAAAAGCUGAUGACUCAAGAGAUGAUUUAGAAACUUUCACUUAUUAUUACACCUGCUGUACUGAUACCGGUAUGAGUUGAUGAACGUUAACAUCCCGAAUGUACAUAUGUAAAUAAAUCUGUAAAUAGUUUGUGACUCUAGUUUCUUUUUCAGUGUUUUGUGUUGAUCUGACUGAAAUGACUGUAGAGAAAUCUCUUUAUUAAACUGAUCUUGACUUUGCUGCUUAAUAACCAGGAUCCAUUUAGAAUGUGUCUCUGAAUUGAUUGAGUUGUUUAGUUUUUGUUCCGAUUUGCAAAAUGCUGAGACAACGUGUUGUGAAUUGGGGCAAAAAUAAAUAAUAAUAAAAGAAAAAUUAACUAAAUCUGUAAGUAGUUUAGGACUGUAGUUGUAGAUCUUUUCUUUUUGCACUGAAUAUGAUGACUCAACAGUAUUGCAUUAAGUUCAACUGUUGUGGAUUAUAAUGUGUUGUUUAUUAUUGUUUGUUUCACUUAGCUUGUGUUUUGGUGUGUAAUAAUCUGUUGUAUUUCCAAAGACCAUUAUUUUGUUGUCAGUUGCCAACCAGUUUGGAUUUUGUACUUAAAGUUGGUUGUUUUGUG